This is a messenger RNA of Hyaena hyaena (striped hyena), 1484 nucleotides long. It is a transcript of the gene RAB3A, whose product is annotated as RAB3A, member RAS oncogene family. The record is from RefSeq and is a predicted model, not a curated record. Gene Ontology annotation, biological process: protein secretion; maintenance of presynaptic active zone structure; regulation of synaptic vesicle fusion to presynaptic active zone membrane. Gene Ontology annotation, cellular component: plasma membrane; endosome; synaptic vesicle membrane. Bases 172 to 834 code for a protein of 220 amino acids. The transcript is spliced from 5 exons. NCBI's taxonomy places the organism in Eukaryota, Metazoa, Chordata, Mammalia, Carnivora, Hyaenidae. Gene Ontology annotation, molecular function: GTP binding; GTPase activity.
CCCCGCCUCACUCUUUGCAGGACGUCACCGCGGACUGCAGGGGCCUGAGCCGCUGCUGCCGCCGCCGCUGCCCCUGUCGCGCAGCCCCACAUCAACUUACGGGGGCCCUGUCACCACAGCCGCCGAAAAGUCGCCACCGCUAGGGUCACCACCGCAUCGGUGCAGGGCAAGAUGGCGUCGGCCACAGACUCCCGCUAUGGGCAGAAGGAGUCCUCGGACCAGAACUUCGACUACAUGUUCAAGAUCCUUAUCAUUGGCAACAGCAGCGUGGGCAAGACCUCUUUCCUGUUCCGCUAUGCAGACGAUUCCUUCACGCCUGCUUUUGUCAGCACCGUGGGCAUCGACUUCAAGGUCAAGACCAUCUACCGCAACGACAAGAGAAUCAAGCUGCAGAUCUGGGACACAGCAGGGCAGGAGCGGUACCGGACCAUCACCACGGCCUACUACCGGGGUGCCAUGGGCUUUAUCCUCAUGUACGACAUUACCAACGAGGAAUCCUUCAACGCCGUGCAGGACUGGUCAACCCAGAUCAAGACCUACUCAUGGGACAAUGCCCAGGUGCUGCUGGUGGGGAACAAGUGUGACAUGGAAGACGAACGGGUGGUGUCGUCGGAACGUGGCCGGCAGUUGGCUGACCACCUUGGCUUUGAGUUCUUUGAGGCCAGCGCCAAGGACAACAUUAAUGUCAAGCAGACCUUUGAGCGCCUGGUGGACGUCAUCUGCGAGAAGAUGUCCGAGUCACUGGACACGGCCGACCCUGCAGUCACGGGUGCCAAGCAGGGCCCACAGCUCACGGACCAGCAGGCGCCUCCACACCAGGACUGCGCCUGCUGAGAGCCGCCCUGCCCCCACCCUCGCCCGGCCCCCCGGGCCUGAUCCAGCCCCCACUGGCCGAGGGCAUGAGACCUCUGCCCCACCUUAGCCCCUCACCUUUAUUUAUUAUCGUAGUUAUUUAUUUAUUUAUUGGAGAUGUCCCCCAGGGGCCACAGGCUCCCUACCCCACCCCACGUCCCACCCUGUACAUACUGCCCUGUCCCCACUCUGCCGUGGCGUGUCGUGGCCCUGUGAACUCCCCGCUCCCCCUCCUCUCAGGACCCCGCCUUUUUUAAAAUUCACCCCCAUCGAGAGUUGCCGAUUUUGAAGAGGGGGGCCCGAUGACACCCCAGGGCAGGCUGGUGGGUGGAUGGGAGGUAGUCUGGUCGGCCGGCCUCAUGGCUGUGACGUGCUGGGCCAAGGCCACUGUGGGGGUCUCAGCAUGGACCAUGGGGUGGAUCAGAGCCAGGCAGCGGCCCACCUGGCUCCUCACCCCCAACGUUUUACCCUUUUUUUAGAGGUGAGGGCUGCUGUGGGUACUCGCCACCCUGGGACCCCCCCCGAAACACCAGACCUGUUCUGACGUCAUGAGUGUCAAACGUGCCCCCCAGGUCCCCAGGAGAUGUCAUGACAACACUACACACACCCAAUAAAGUGAAUGGAUGACGCCA